Effrenium voratum is the source of this 682-nucleotide messenger RNA. The record is from the annotation of a GenBank genome assembly. Lineage: Eukaryota; Dinophyceae; Suessiales; Symbiodiniaceae.
GGCUCGAGUCCCCUUUUUUGGGAGCAGGAAGGGUUCAACAAAGAUGGUGGGCCGCAUGGCUGCUCGGCCCGCACGGCCACGCCGCAUGGCACUCCCUUCCAAAGUCAACUUGGACAGCAUUGGCGAGGACUCCGACUCGGUCUGGGACAGCAGCACGGAUGCGGGGGACGAGAUCUCGGUUCUGUCCCGCGGGUACACAGGUGAAAGCUGCUUUAUCACUCACGUGGACGUCAUCAUCGCAGUCCCCGAGAUCGUCAGCCGAAUGGCCUUCGAGACAUACGUGGCGCGCGCCUGCCUCGAUGAGCCUGUGCAGGCCCUGGACGAAACCGAACUCGCAGAAGCACUGGCUGUGGCUCUUGAGGGUGACCCCGACGUUCCCCUCAUGAUCCUCAUCGGAGAGGAUUGGUACCUGGACGAGAUCCUGAAGCUGCCGCACUUGCAGAAGCGCAAGCCAUUCUUGGCGGCAGCUUCUGGCAACGCGCUUCAGGGCAGCCACUGUCAGCUGCCAGCGUCUUGCGGGCAGGCUGCCUUCCAUGCAGCUCUUAGCCAAUGUGUCUCCUGGAGUCUGUCUCAGUGAGGCCGAGAGGUGAGACGUGAAGAGGUCACUCGUAUGGUCUGAUAUGGUUUAUCAGUACCGUCAUUCGCAUCAUCACCAUCAAAUCUCCAGUUGCUGAAACGACGA